Molecule: messenger RNA, 1173 nt
Organism: Drosophila innubila
Lineage: Eukaryota; Metazoa; Arthropoda; Insecta; Diptera; Drosophilidae
Product: odorant receptor 67d-like
Exons: 3
Coding region: 1-1173 (390 amino acids)
Biological process (GO): sensory perception of smell; detection of chemical stimulus involved in sensory perception of smell
Cellular component (GO): plasma membrane
Molecular function (GO): olfactory receptor activity; odorant binding
Source: RefSeq, a predicted model, not a curated record
AUGAUCGAUUCCGUUGCAACUCGGUUCCGCAAGAUUAUUAAACUGAUCCGCUUCUGUGUAGGGAUUUGUGGAACAGAUGUGGCUGAUCCUGAGUAUCAUAUGUGGGCGCUGACUUACGCCAUUAUUGCCGUAAUAUUCUUCUUUUUCGCCUCCAGCGCAUACACUAUGUAUGUGGGCUUGGUGCUUAAUAACGAUUGGACUGUGAUCCUACAGGCAUGUGCCAUGGUCGGCUCAGCGAUUCAGGGUCUGACAAAGCUACUGUGUACGGUGAGCAAGGCUCCGCUGAUGCGACACCUUCAAGGAACCUACGAGUCCAUCUACGAGGAGUACGAAAUAAAAGGGGGCGAGUAUACGAAGUACCUGAAUAAUCGCAUCAAUAACUUCUGGAACUUGAUGAUGGCAUUCAUGUGGGUUUAUAUCAUUCUGGUUGUCGGAUUGGUCUCCCAUCCCAUCUUUUGUUUGGUUUUCCGCAACGAGAAGUUCCUUGUGAUGCAGUUCCUCGUUCCGGGAAUCGAUCGAGACAGCGACAGUGGACAUCUAAUGUUGAUUACGUUGCACGUCAUGUGCCUCUGUUUUGGUGCCUUUGGCAACUUUGGUGGCGACAUGUAUCUCUUUCUGUUUAUCUUAAAUGUACCCUUACUGAAGGACGUAUUCAAAGUGAAGCUACACGAGUUCAACGAGGUUGUCGAGCAAAAACAAGAGUAUAAGAAGAUGGUUACCAUGAUGUGGGAUUUAAUUGCCUGGCAUCAGAAAUAUGUUUCCAUUCUACGUGGCACGGAACAAAUCUAUAAUAUUGUUAUGGGUGUGCAGCUUUUUUCUGCCUGCGUUGGAAUCCUUUGCACCAUUUCUUGCAUUUUCAUUAAGGUUUGGCCUGCAGCUCCUGUCUAUUUGUUCUAUUCCUUUAUCGUGCUCUAUACCUUCUGCUAUUUGGGAACUGUCGUCGAGACUUCGAAUGAAGACUUUAACUUUGAGAUCUAUAAUAACUGCUUGUGGUAUCAGCUGCCUACAAAGGAGCAAAAGCUUAUCAUUCUCAUGCUGGCCAAGUCCCAGAAUGAGUUGGCUCUAACUGCUGCUUCUUUUCUACCCCUAUCGAUGGCUACGGCUCUGCAGUUGACCAAGGGCAUAUACAGUUUCAGCAUGAUGUUAUUUACCUACUUGGAGUACGAAAAGUGA